Molecule: messenger RNA, 423 nt
Organism: Bufo gargarizans (Asiatic toad)
Lineage: Eukaryota; Metazoa; Chordata; Amphibia; Anura; Bufonidae
Product: small proline-rich protein 2E-like
Exons: 3
Coding region: 45-305 (86 amino acids)
Source: RefSeq, a predicted model, not a curated record
UCUUCCUAUCUUGUGCUGUCCUAGGCAAAGAUCCCAAAGCAAACAUGUCUGGAGUUAAAGGAGGACAUCAGAAAUCCCAAUGCAAGGACCCGUGCCAGAAGCAGACAAUCUGCCAGGAUCCAUGCCAGAAGCAGACAAUCUGCCAGGAUCCAUGCCAGAAGCAGACCAUCUGCCAGGAUCCAUGCCAGAAGCAGACCAUCUGCCAGGAUCCAUGCAAGGAUCCCUGCAAGCCUGUACAGCAGUGCAAAGAUCCUUGCAACCCCUGUGUUCCUGAUCCUUGCCAGUCUCAAAGAAAAUAUUACUGAAAGGACAAACCUGAGGCCAUAGAGGAAGCAAUGUUGCCUUUGAUGAUCAUAAGAACUUAUAUGCCUUAAAUUAAAAAUGUAACUGAAAUAUAUUGCUUGCUUAUUAAUAAAAGUUUCC